GGUUCCCCACUUGGACAUUUCACUUAUCAUUAAAGAACCACUUUUAUUUCUUCGGCAACCCAGUCAGUGCAUAACCGCGUUCUGUGCUGUCACAUUUGGGGAGAAUUAUACGAUUUCUACAUGGGUGAAGUGCAUUAGCUCCUGCGUGUGAUCAGUGUCCCUGGAUAUUAUUAAGUGCAUAGUGAAAAUCAUGGUGCCGACAUACGUCGUUGCCGCGAUCCUGUUAUCAGCUACACUUUUCGGUUUUGCUGAAAGCCAAAGAAAAGUUGCCCGGCCCUUACCAACAGUAUCAGAAACUAAAGAACGAGCAAGAGCAAAUUUCGAUUGUCCUGAAGAAUUUGGUUACUAUCCCCAUCCAAGUGACUGUACGCAGUAUUAUGUUUGUGUAUUUGGUGGUGCUCUAUUAGAAUCAUGCACUGGAGGUUUGAUGUACAGUCAUGAACUGCAAACUUGUGACUGGCCAAGAAACGUAGGCUGUGACGGUUUAGAGAUUGCUGGUCCACCCCUAUCAGCUCCAGCAUCUCAGAGCUCUGGUUCUCAAGGCUUACGGAGCAGAGAAAGAGAAAGGUUACGCGAAAGAGAAAAGGAAGAAGUAAGGGGCGAGUCAGCCAGAUCUAAAUAUUCGCCUCAGCCACCACCUCCGCCUCCACAACCUAAAGCUAUAGUGACAUCUAGGGGGCAACCUAGGCAAUUGCAGAACCAAGAAAUUAUCAAACAAAUCUACGAUGAAGUUGAAGAAGCCUUACCUCCAGCUGAAGAAGUCGAGAGUGACCGACAACAAAGAGUUUACCGAGGUCAACCAUCCCUUGUCGGUCAAGUACAACGAGAUCGUGAUGGGUAUAGGCACACUAAUGCCUUGCCGACCUACAAAGACCGUGGAGAAAAAAUUGGGGUAAUUUCAUUUGGAACGCAAUCUCAACUCCAGCAUUACAGCGAAGAGAAAAGUACGGUGUCACAGCCGCCCGCCGUUCCAACUGCCACUGCGACAGCGAGAACAUUGUACAACAGCAGCCAAUACAACAACAUAAACCAAAAUGACAAUCGGUAUGAUCCCUUUUAUCCAUUGUAUGAUGAAGAUGUUGAGUUGUACAAGGACGUUGAUUAUACACCACAAAACAAUAAUAAUUACAACACGAACUCGCCCAGCACUAGAGGCACCACACCUAGUGUCUAUCGUGGAUCACCAGCACGCGAAGAGUCGACAAAACGUGGCAAUGUUGUAUAUAAUAACGUUAAUCAAGAUAUUUACCAACAGCCUUCUACUGUCAGUGAUUAUAGUGACAAUUCGUAUCAGGAGGAAGAUACAGGAUACAAACAAUCUAGUAGAUCACCUUCUAGUCUUAGGGGAGACAGAAAUGAGAUAAACGAUAUAGAAGAGGUUCCUUCUACUAAAAGAACUGCUUCAACUUCUACCAUCAGAAAACUUACCACAACCACCACCACUCCCAGAAUUACAACCACGACGCAAGCACGAAUCCUUCCUUCCAAAAAGAUAACUACCACUACCCCUUCAAGAACAUCUUCAAGAGGACGAGGUACAUCGCAUUACACAAACUCCGCUUCUAUUGCUAGUAAUGAAGUUACCGUUAAUAGGGGUACUCCAGCUCCCCGAUCUCGCCCAACACUAAAACCAUCCACCUCGAUCGUCUCCAAAGCCACAGAAUUUAUUGAUAUCUACAAAAAUCCACCUCGCAGACCAGAUCCUAUUUACCCGCAACCACAACCUGACAAAACAGCUGCCAAAUGCAGAAAAGACGUCUGCUUACUUCCAGAUUGCUCCUGUGGAGGAAAAGAUAUUCCCGGAGAUAUCCCAGUUGAGCAAGUACCACAAAUGGUUAUCCUUACUUUCGAUGAUUCUGUUAACGACUUGAACAAAGGUUUAUACCAAGAUCUCUUUGAAAGAGGCAGGACCAACCCGAAUGGGUGCCCAAUCGCAGCAACCUUCUAUGUGUCCCAUGAGUGGACAGACUAUAGUCAAGUACAGAAUCUGUACUCUGAUGGCCAUGAGCUUGCAUCCCAUACAGUGUCGCACAGUUUUGGGGAGCAAUUUUCACAAAAGAAAUGGACACGUGAAGUUGCUGGACAAAGAGAAAUCUUGUCUGCCUAUGGAGGGGUUAAACUAGAAGAUGUUAGAGGAAUGAGGGCUCCUUUCUUAUCCGUCGGUGGAAACAAAAUGUUCAAAAUGUUGUACGACUCAAACUUCACCUACGACUCAUCAAUGCCCAUCUACGAAAACAAACCGCCAAGCUGGCCUUAUACUUUGGACUACAAACUUUUCCAUGAUUGUAUGAUUCCUCCAUGUCCUACGAGAUCAUAUCCUGGUGUCUGGGAAGUCCCAAUGGUAAUGUGGCAAGAUCUUAAUGGUGGAAGAUGCUCUAUGGGCGACGCUUGCAGUAAUCCACCUGAUGCGGAUGGUGUAUUCAAAAUGCUUAUUAAAAAUUUCCAGAGACAUUAUACGACUAACAGAGCUCCAUUUGGUCUCUUCUAUCACGCAGCCUGGUUCACGCAACCCCACCAUAAAGAAGGAUUUAUUACCUUCAUCGACACCAUUUUAGCCAUGAAAGAUGUAUGGUUACUUACAAAUUGGCAAGCACUUCAGUGGGUGCGCGACCCUACUCCGACAUCAAGGCUUAACAACUUCCAGCCAUUCCAGUGUGAUUAUGCUGACCGUCCAAAAAGAUGUAACAAUCCCAAAGUUUGCAAUCUUUGGCAUAAGUCUGGCGUAAGAUAUAUGAGGACCUGUCAGCCCUGUCCUGAUAUCUACCCCUGGACUGGCAACACUGGAAUCCGUAGUAGUCGAAUUGACAACGACAUUGAAGAUUAGACUUAAGCAAAAUUAGGUGUUUUCUUUGUGAGGUUUAAAUAUCGUUAGGCCAUUCACAUUAUUUUCAAUGCAUCAAAAUCAUUAUUAUUUAUAGCAGUAGUUUAACAAAAAUAAGCAAAUUUGAUGUUCUUCAGGUGUCAAGCUUGAAAUAUAACCUCAUGUCUGAAUAACAUCAUGAGCGUGGCCUAAUAGUAAAUACAUGUAUAUAUUCGCUAGACUCUAAUAAUCUGAAUUAUAUUUAAUACUGCCAAAAGCCAAAAUGUGGUGUGAAAAAUGUUUAGUUUUAUAAAAAUCGUUCAAGAAGCUAUACUGAGAAUUUUUGCCCGAAUAUAUCCUAGAUUUUUUUCAAAUGAAUAGAUUAUUUUUAGGUAAUAUCUAAUUUAUUAUACUUAAAUCAAUUUUCUUUGUUGUGUGUACAAAAUGAUAAAAUAUGUGACGAAAACCAGUGGGUGAUAAACUUGAUAAUAAAAACCUUUUAUAAAUAGA
This is a messenger RNA of Ceutorhynchus assimilis (cabbage seed weevil), 3310 nucleotides long. Lineage: Eukaryota; Metazoa; Arthropoda; Insecta; Coleoptera; Curculionidae. The record is from the annotation of a GenBank genome assembly.